CUCGACAAUAACAUUACAGAUGUUAUUGUUGCUAAUGGAUUCGUUAAGUCUGGGCUUUAUCCAUUCAAUGCAGAUUCAAUCGACUAUGGACAACUUUUAAAACGGCAGAAAUCGGACGAUAGUGUUGAUAUCAGCAUCGGAAACCCUGUGCCGUUACCUGAACAUCGAUCGUCACCAUUUCUGGAACAAUUCGAAUGUAAAUUGGAUGCGAGCUUGCUACAAUCUUUCAAGAAUUCGGCAGAUAAGUGGGCAGGAAGGUGCGAGGAUACGUCACUGUUUCAAUUUUGGACAAGUAUCGGUGGCCGGACAAUUCCGCAGAAUGGUUCCGAAAGUGAACGAAACAGCUUGGUGGUAAUUUCCGAUCAAGAUAUUGAAAUCGAAUAUCUUGAUACAACCUACGAAGAGUGCCUAGAGCACGUUCAGAUAAUUGAGAUCCUCAAUUCGAGCAGCAAUGUCACGGAAUUGGGUGCCGUCAUCGAAAUUAACGAUGCCAAGGUGGAAUCUGCUGAUGCCUCUACAGCAACCACUACAUCAAAAGUUCAAAGCGCUGUGGGUGUUUCAAUUUACGACGCAAGUGUUCCGGAUAAUCUAAAUUUGGAGACCGAAAGCAUUCCGUGUGAUGAUGACGAUCUCGACACGGCUACACCAUUGAACGACUCAGAUGACGAAAUGAGCUUGAAUUCGACCGACGAAGACGCAACUACUGAUAUGAUCGACGCAACUGUGCCAAGUGACGACUUUUCACAUGUACCUGCUGGCUUUCCGAAAUACUUUCAAGAUUCAAUGUUUUGGCCAGGGAGAGCAUCCGUCAGUUCGACAUCGUCAACGUCUAAACCGAAGCGGAAACCCAAGGAAAAAGUCCCCGCAGUUUUGAUAUCAAAGGAUUUCAUCGAAUAUUUGAAGCAUAAGGAAAACGAAAAGCUGCGUUUGGAAACGGAGAAGGCUGAUCGGCAGAAGCAGCGAGAGGUAAAGAAAUUGGAAAAACAGAAACAGGAAGAAGAAAAGGAAAAGGCAAUGCAGGAACGGAAGUUGGAAAAGCAGCGAAAAGAAAAAGAAAAGGAAAAGGUGAAGUUGGACAAAAUUUUGGAGAAGCAGAGAAAGGAAGAAGAAAAGGAGAAGCGGAAAUUGGAAAAGCAGCAAAACGAAGAGCAUAAGAAGAAGCGAAAGACGGAAAAACAAUCGGCAAUUAAAACACGGAAAAUUGAGAAAGCGAAGAAAGAGGGAAGAGGAACGACCGAUUAAUUCUCUUGCGACGAAUUUCAUUUUUAAGUUUUAUUUCCCCACAUGUUGAAUGAUAAUUUAAAAACUUCGCCAUAACAGCGAGCUGAGGAUGAAUUGUUGAACAAAUCAAAUAGUUGUGUUUAGUCCAAGACGCAAUAAAUUAUGAAUUUAAAGAAAAGUUUUGAUUUUUUUUUAUGCGCGUCGGCGACUGAGUCACAAAGUGUUAGACUAAGGGACAAAUGUGUUUCUUCAUGUCGGUAAGUGGAACAAAGUGCAUCAUCGAAGAAUUAUACGUAUUUUAAUUAAAUGCAUGCAGAUUAUGAUAAUGUAAUGAAUUUAUCGAAAAGCGGAUGAAACUAUAUGUCCGAUAAAAUGUAAGGUAAGUGCGUCAGUUGAUACUUUCAACCAUUUUUAUAUCAAUCAAAUUGUAACUAUCGUAAACCCGUCAGGGACCGGUGCAGUAACGUU
Bradysia coprophila is the source of this 1689-nucleotide messenger RNA. RefSeq lists its product as uncharacterized. NCBI's taxonomy places the organism in Eukaryota, Metazoa, Arthropoda, Insecta, Diptera, Sciaridae. Gene Ontology annotation, cellular component: nucleus. Gene Ontology annotation, molecular function: DNA binding. The record is from RefSeq and is a predicted model, not a curated record.